Solanum tuberosum (potato) is the source of this 369-nucleotide messenger RNA. RefSeq names its product periaxin-like. Lineage: Eukaryota; Viridiplantae; Streptophyta; Magnoliopsida; Solanales; Solanaceae. The transcript has a single exon. The record is from RefSeq and is a predicted model, not a curated record. The coding region runs from base 1 to 369 and encodes 122 amino acids.
AUGGCUUAUUACUACAACCCAUCUUUUUUCUUCUUAUUAUUUGUCACUUUGUUUUUAACAAGUGAUUAUGUAAUUCAAUCAGACGCUCGUCAUCUUCUUGAAAUAACUCUACCUGAGCUUCCUAAGCCCGAACUGCCACAUUUACCUGAAAUCCCAACUUUACCUAAGCUUGAAUUCCCUGAAAUUCCAAAAGCUGAGCUACCAACUCUACCAAAGCCCGAACUGCCAAAAAUCUCAAAGCCAGAGUUACCAACAUUGCCAAAGCCCGAACUUCCAGCAUUGCCAAAACUCGAGAUACCUUUUAUUCCUAUGCCUGAAUUACCAACUUUGCCAAAGCUAGAAAUACCUCAAGUACCUAAAAAGCCUUGA